This is a messenger RNA of Stereum hirsutum FP-91666 SS1, 1647 nucleotides long. RefSeq lists its product as uncharacterized. The transcript has 5 exons. NCBI's taxonomy places the organism in Eukaryota, Fungi, Basidiomycota, Agaricomycetes, Russulales, Stereaceae. The coding region runs from base 1 to 1647 and encodes 548 amino acids. The record is from RefSeq and is a predicted model, not a curated record.
AUGGCAGAAAGAAAUCGUACCGACCAAGAAGAGGCCAAGGCAACCGGUAGCAAGCCGGAUAGCGCGAAUGACACCAGGCACCUCAACGUCUUCAGCGGCCUUCACAGGCAAUCCCUCAUCCAGGCCGCAUACGGCGCCAUCUGCGCCUCCCAACCCGAUGACAAAGUCGACAACUUCGACUUCGACGCACACUACAUCCUCAUCCAAGUCCGCCGUCGAUACCGACCUGGCUCUCACUCCGGCGGCGACCCGAGUAAAUACUUCCGCGUCGUUCAAGGCGGCCUCAGGCCUCGCGAGGAACUCAAUGUGCUGCUCAAUAGGCAGACCACUGCGAAUUCAACCUUCUGGGCUGACCUCCCUCAGCACCUUGCCAAUCUGGACAAACACCACCGUACUGUGGCGCCGGAUGAUCAUCAGGAAUGUAUCGGCGUCAUUCCGUGCUGUUUCGCGAUUGAGGGCUCGGGCGAGCAUGUGAUCGUUGGGUAUAUGCUGAAGCACGAGUAUAUUCUCAAAUAUGUGCGGGGGAACAAUUGGGAGCUUCCAGAGCGUCGUCACGACCGUUGGCUCGAGUGGCUGCAGGAGAAGGUGGAGUUGGGACAUGUGUUUCAUCAUAUGAAGGGUUUGGAGAAUAAGGCAAUACUGGAUUUUGGGAAGAUGGUCAAGACGAAGGGGAAGUGGACGUGGGUGGCGUUUACGGAUGAAGAAAUAGAGCAGUACGGGUACCAUCAUCUAGUAACCCUUUCGUUCUUGAUUCAGGGCUACGCCAACUUCGUCCGUAUUCGAAGAGUGAAAGUGGCUGUAAUGGACACGGAAGUCACUAGUGAUGCUGGUCUUCCCAAGAUGUAUCACAAAGACGACAAAUGUUCGAAUUGUGGAACACCGCCGAAGGCCGCGACGGGCAAACACAGGUGUUGCAAACGCUGCAGGACCGUCGUAUAUUGCGACAAGGCCUGUCAGAAGUCUCAUUGGAGACAACACAAGCCUCUUUGCCUCUGGCAGCAGGAGCAGCACGCAAUCCUAAUGGAGCGUGGUGCCGAAGGCGCUGCUUCCACCCUUGCAGCGAAAGACCUCGAUGACUUUGUACACGCACACAAUCAUUCUUUUCAUCAGGCGGCUUAUGCCGCUAUCUGCGACUUCCACUACAAGCUCGUGAUGACCACGACGGAUGACCCGACUCGAUUCUUUCAUAUCAUGACAGGCGCAAUUCGACCUCGCGAGAUGCUCUUCGCGUCCUCCCCGACACAGCCACGGGACCUGUUCGCCAAUAACCUCGUCGAAUUCGACAAGAAGCAUAGAGCUAUUCCUGGCAAACCGUGUAUCGGUACCGUUCCUUGCCACUUCGAAGUUGUCGACAUAGAUCAGCAUUUGAUGAGCGCCAUCAUGCUCACGAAGGACUCGUUCUUGGAAGCAGUACGAGAGAAGAACAUCUGGCCAGUCCCCGAACCACGUCACGAUCUGUGGUUCUCCCAGUUGCAACAAAAGGUCUUGUUGGGACAUGUGUUCAAGCCUAUAGAGGGCUAUGAGGGCUGGGUAUCGGACAUAGGGAAGAUGGUGAAGAAGAGAGAAAAGUGGAGUUGGUUGUCUUUGACGUGGGAAGAGGUGGCGACGUACAGUUAUCAUCCUACUCUAAGCGGCCUGGUAUAUUAA